AGCCUCACCAAUGAUGCAGAUAUCUGGCUCUGACUGCUUCAAUUUUAGACACUCCAACUUCAGUACAGACACUCUUUGCCCAUUGUAAGGCACAGUGUAGUGACUAGCAAAAUUCAUCGGAAAUACAAAAGCAAAUUCCUCUUCAUGAACUUCUAGAGAACUACAUUAGGAUACAUAGUUCAUCAAGGACAGAAGAUUACCUCCUCAGAGAGGAAAUGAAAGUCAAGAAUCCAUGGCACAGAGCACAGAUCGUCUGCAUCGCUGUUGUUAUCGCAGUGGCAAUCAUCAUAAUGGUGGCUAUUGCAGUAGUACAAAACAAACCUCUACAUCAGAAAUACAAGUAUGGGAUAGUGCUUGAUGCAGGGUCUUCUCACACAUCUGUUUAUAUCUAUGAGUGGCCAGCUGAGAAAGAGAACAACACUGGCAUGGUUCAUCAGAAACAUUCAUGCAAUGUAAAAGGCAGAGGGAUCUCCAGUUACUCAGAGACUCCACAAAAGGCUGGCCAGUCACUGAAGGACUGUAUGGAUGAGGCCAAGAAGAUCAUACCUACACACAGACACCGUGAAACUCCUGUAUACCUGGGAGCCACAGCAGGCAUGAGACUACUCAAGAUGGAAAAUAAUGCUGCCUCCAACAAGGUGUUGGCGUCUGUGGAGAAGUUUCUUCAGACUUACCCAUUUUCCUAUCAGGGAUCUCGUAUUAUCACUGGUCAAGAGGAGGGAGCUUUUGGCUGGAUCACUGUCAACUACCUGAGUGAUAACUUCAGAAAGACUUCAUGGACUGUGGGAGCUCUUGACCUAGGUGGAGCCUCCACUCAGAUCACCUUCGUGGCUGGGCAUGAACUGGAGUCUACAGACAACUCUAUUGACUUCCGGCUCUAUGGCAAUGAUUAUCAUCUUUACACACACAGUUUUCUUUGUUAUGGAAAGGACCAAGCACUAAAGCUUUCAUUGGAAAAGCAAAUACAGCCAAAGCUUGAUAUGACAGAUAACAUAAUUCUGGAGGACCCUUGUUUCCAUCCAGGCUAUAAUGCCACUAAGAGCUUUCAGAAUGUCUUUGACACCCCAUGUGUCAAGAAGGUUGACAGUUCCCAGAGACCACAGAAUCUCACCCAUAUAGGCCUUGGGAAUUGGAAUAAAUGCCAUGAAACAAUCAAGAAGGUCUUUAAUACCACUUACUGUCAUUAUUCAGGUUGUUCCUUUAAUGACAUCUUCCAGCCCCCCGUGGAAGGAAGAUUUGUGGCAUUUUCUGCUUACUUCUUUGUGAUGGACUUUUUAAAUCUGACCACUGCCAGCUUAGAUGAUGCGAAAAAUAAACUAAAAAUUUACUGCACCAAGCCCUGGAACACUCUAAAGCAACAACACCCUGAAGUGAAGGAGAAGUAUCUUGCAGAAUAUUGCUUCUCAGGUACCUACAUCGUGGCCUUGCUGGAAGAGGGAUACGGUUUCACUUCUGACACCUGGAAAAACAUUGAGUUCAUCAAGAAGAUUGGAAACAGUGAAGCUGGCUGGACACUGGGUUACAUGCUGAACCUGACAAACAUGAUCCCUGCUGAAGCUCCAGACACUCCUCUCCUACCUUAUGGGGGCUAUGUCAUGCUCAUGUUUGUCCUCUCUCUUCUGAUUUUUGUCUUUUCAAUACUUGGUUACAUAUUCUUCCGCCGACCAUCUGGCCCAGCCCAUAAAGAAAUCAUUUAGACUUUAACAGGCACUGACAUUCUACUGUUUGUCCUUAUGGAACAAAUAUUUCUGAAGAAUGAAACCUAUGGGACUAAAAACCACUUUUUUAAAGCUCUUUUCAAGAGUUUUGAGCUCUGCAAUUUAAUUACAGGUUAGUAUAAGACAAUAGAGACUUUAUACCUCAUUUGAAGGAGACAAAGGCUGAAAUCAAGGAUUUGAAAAAAUGUUGAAUUGGAAGACAUGAUGUGUAUUCAUGUUUCUGAUUUCUGGUCUUUAAAGGUUGAUUAAAAAAAUCUCAGGAGUAAAGCUCAAACUGAAAUUGCAGAAGGCUGUAGGUUUGUUUUAAAAGAAAAUGUGCACUGAUGUAUGUCUAUUUUGUGCCUUCAACCUUUAUGAAAAACCCAUAUUAGUCCUUGCACAUACAAAAAUAUUUUAUUCAAAAUGCAAUAUAACUGCCUGACAGGAAAAAGCAGGUGUCACAAUGGAGCCCUAUAGCAAUAUUAUGGCCAAAUAUAAUGCACUUGAAUCUGUGUAGUUAUAGUAUUAAUUCAUUGUUAUUUUUCUGCAAGCACACUGUGUUUCUUUUACUGCAAGAUAAGACACGUUGUCAGACCUGUUUCAUUUUUUGUCUGGUUUAUCAAAAUAUAUAGUGUUUAUACUGUAUAUUAAAUAUAAUGAUGAUAGAUGUUUAAAAUAAUAGACUGUUCAAUCAAAAUGAGACACAUUCACUUAAAAACACUAUGUACUGCCUAAUGCUAUGUUAUUCAUGUGAAAUGUACACUACAAACCAAAAGUAUGGAAGCAAGCUAGUGCUUUCUGAAGGUUCAGAUUUGUUUUACAAUUAGAUAACAACCAGUAAACAACAAACUGAAUAUUUAUUGAGAUCUAGUUUAACCAAAGAUUUUUCAUAUAAAAUUGCUUUGGUCUGCAGUGAUAAAGUUUCAUUCUAAGGUGUUUAUUGACAAUAGUUCACCAGUUCCUAAUAAUUUACAAAUGUAACAUGAUUCAACUAAUCACUAGCUGUCAAAUACAAAAAAAAAAAAUGCUUCCAAACAUUUGGCAUAUAGUGUGCAUGUAGCUUAGUGUGUACAUGCGGCAUAUAGUGUGUAAUAGAUUACAGAUGGGUGACAAAAUAUAACGUGGAUAUAUACUGUAUAUAAACAUAUACUGGAGGGAUGAACACUAUUGAACAAUAUUACCUCAAUAAGUGUUUUGAUAAUGGUGGUGGAGAAUGCAGUUGAACACAUCAGUCUAGUAACUGUGAAGGCCAUAGCAUAUUACUUACAUUAUUUUCAUACUCAUCUGGCCAUUCAGUGAGCCCUCAUUUACCUUGUGUGUGUGUGUGUGUGUGUGUGUGUGUGUGUGUGUGUGUGUGUGUGUGUGUGUGUGUGUGUGUGUGUGUGUGCGCGCGCAUCUGUGUGUGCACACACGUUAUAUAUAAAGAAGCCAAGCUUCAUACAUUAUUAAGUUCUUUAUUUUUAGCUAUUCAGCAUGUCAAAGUGAUAAACAGCUGUCAUGCCUUACAAAGGUUUACAGUGAGCCACAAUUCCACAGGAAUAUAAUAAAUAUACAUUGCCACUGUUAUUGAAAUAGAGAAAUAUGAAUUACUGAUUUCAUGAUGGGCGUCCAUGGGUAUCAUGUUUAUUAGGAUUAGAUAAAAGCUAUAAAAUGCCACUAUAUAGAUAACCAAUUUGUGCAUAUAUAUUUUUCUUUAUGAGAGCAUUAUUGUGAAGGCUGUGGCAAUGCACUGAAAUCGAAGAUUAGUACUCUGUAUAUCCAUAUAUGCUUUCAGUCCAUAAAUUGCAAUUAAAAGGUAUUAUAUUGUAGUAGGCUUUAUCUUGGUUAAGAAUGAAUAGGAUAUUCAUUAAGGUCGCCAUAUACUAGGCUGUAUUAAAUAUAGCAGUCCAAUAUAAAACAAAUGCAGCAUAAAUCAUUUUCAUCCAGAACUCUGAAUUAUGCAAGAUGCUACAUUACACAGUCUUGUGCUUUGAUGCAGUGAAUAAAAGAUGGAGUCAGCGUUCAUCUCA
Neoarius graeffei (lesser salmon catfish) is the source of this 3706-nucleotide messenger RNA. It is a transcript of the gene entpd1, whose product is annotated as ectonucleoside triphosphate diphosphohydrolase 1. Lineage: Eukaryota; Metazoa; Chordata; Actinopteri; Siluriformes; Ariidae. Gene Ontology annotation, molecular function: UDP phosphatase activity; GDP phosphatase activity. Gene Ontology annotation, cellular component: plasma membrane. Gene Ontology annotation, biological process: nucleoside diphosphate catabolic process. The transcript has 10 exons. The record is from RefSeq and is a predicted model, not a curated record. The coding region runs from base 216 to 1697 and encodes 493 amino acids.